ACAGCCUCAUAGCCUCACGCGCAUCACUCACAGAGCACAUACACACACAGUGGUGUCUGUGCGGGCGCAGUAAUCGCACUUGACAAAGCUAGCACGCACGUCUGUAGCCGCCAUGGUGACCAUCACCGUGACAAGGAAGUCCCAGUCCUUCGUCGCGCCCUCCGAGCUGACGCCGUCCGAGAUGCUUGAGCUGUCGGCCAUCGACCGCGUACCGGGCUUACGCCACACCGUGCGGUCGCUGCACGUGUUCCGCCACAAGGACGCCGCCGACCGUGUCGCCUCCAGGCCGGCGGAGGUGAUCCGCGCGGCGUUGUCCCGCGCGCUCGUGGACUACCGCCCGUUCGCUGGCCGCUUCGUCGGCUCGGUGGUGGCCGGGGAGACCUGCGUCGAGUGCACCAACGACGGCGCGUGGUUCGUCGAGGCCGUCGCGGACUGCAGCCUCGACGACAUGAACGGCCUCGACUACCCACUCAUGGUCUCCGAGGAAGAGCUGCUGCCUGCUCCAGAGGAAGGAGUCGACCCUACCAGUAUUCCGGUUAUGAUGCAGGUGACAGAAUUCGCGUGUGGAGGAUUUGUUGUCGGGCUGAUAGCAGUCCACACACUUGCUGAUGGACUGGGUGCAGCACAAUUCAUCAACGCGAUUUCAGAGUUAGCCCGUGGGAUGGACAAACCUACUGUAACACCCGUAUGGGCUCGAGGCUUAAUACCGAACCCGCCUAAGCUUCCUCUUGGGCCACCGCCGUCCUUCCAGUCCUUUGGGUUUGGGCACUUCGCCAUGGAUGUGACCUCCGACCGUAUCGCCCAUGUCAAGGCUGAGUACUUCCAGGCCACUGGCCAGUACUGCUCAGCCUUUGAUGUCGCCAUUGCCAAGGUCUGGCAGGCUAGGACUCGAGCUGUCAGGUACAAUCCUGAGGUCGAGGUCCAUGUUUGCUUCUUCGCCAACACACGCCACCUCCUCACACAGGUGCUACCCAAGGAUGGGGGCUUCUAUGGUAACUGCUUCUACCCGGUCACUGUGACGGCUACUGCCGGGGAUCUUGCCGUCGCAGGGUUGCUUGAUGUGAUUAGGAUGAUUCGGGAUGGGAAGGCAAGGCUUCCCCUAGAGUUCGCCAAGUGGACUUCCGGGGAUGUGAAGGUGGACCCAUACGAAUUGACAUUUGAGCAUAAUGUGCUGUUUGUGUCUGAUUGGACAAGGCUAGGUUUCCUUGAGGCCGACUAUGGCUGGGGCGCACCAAGCCAUAUCAUACCAUUCACUUAUGCUGACUAUAUGGCGGUGGCUGUUCUUGGAGCUCCACCUGUGCCAAAGAAGGGGACUCGAAUUAUGACCCAGUGUGUGGAGGAGAAGCAUCUCAUGGACUUCAAGGAUGAGAUGAAGGCCCUCUUUUAGAGGCAUGGAUUAUAUUGUUAUGCUGCAAAUGUUAUGUGUCUGUGUGUAUGCUGGAUUAUAUUGGAAUAAAAUUCCUGUUGACCAGUAGUCGUGUUGGUCAGAAGAAACAUCAUGCUUUGCUUUAUUGGGUUAAGUCAGACAAAGCUACUCACUUAUUAUCUAUGUAAUGUGGAGAACAACUAUGAUUGAAAUGGAGGAUAUGUGUAGUUUGACAUUC
Phragmites australis (common reed) is the source of this 1604-nucleotide messenger RNA. RefSeq names its product acyl transferase 5-like. The coding region runs from base 113 to 1387 and encodes 424 amino acids. The transcript has 2 exons. The record is from RefSeq and is a predicted model, not a curated record. NCBI's taxonomy places the organism in Eukaryota, Viridiplantae, Streptophyta, Magnoliopsida, Poales, Poaceae.